Messenger RNA from Prunus armeniaca (apricot), 333 nucleotides. Lineage: Eukaryota; Viridiplantae; Streptophyta; Magnoliopsida; Rosales; Rosaceae. The record is from the annotation of a GenBank genome assembly.
AUGGCAGAGAUAGAUGAAGCUGUGACAAGAAUGCUAUUUGAAAGCUAUGGUGUGGAGAAGUACCAUGACAAUCACUUCCGAUUGACUUUUCACAAUCUCCAGCUUAUAAAAUACAAAGUACCCGAGAAACUUGGAGGUGACGUGGGUUUAUGCAGUCAUACAGACAAGACCUUUUCCACCAUCCUCCAUCAGAAUCAUGUCAGUGGCCCGGAGAUCAAUACAAAGAAUGAUGAGUGGGUAGCUUUUGAUCCUCUACCUUCCUCAGUGGUAUCCAUAGCAGGUGAUGCAUUUAAGUCUUUACAUUGCAACAAGUAUGGGCACGAUCCAAAUUGA